AUGGUUUCCAUCAAGCAACUUUCUGUUAUUUCGACCCUCCUGUUUGGCCUCGGCCAACAGGUAGUGGCCGACUUUUCAGACGACAAUGGGCUUGUCGCCCGUGGUGAGGACGAGCUCGAAGUCCGUUACGGCGAGGAUCUCGAGGCGCGAGGUAUCGACGGAGACCUCAGCGAGAGGGGGCUACCCCUUUACCCUCGUCCUCCGAAGAUCGUGGUUACACCUCCCCCAAAGCCUAAGCGAAGCCUCAAUCGUGGUUACGCCCCCACCUAA
Molecule: messenger RNA, 270 nt
Organism: Clonostachys byssicola
Lineage: Eukaryota; Fungi; Ascomycota; Sordariomycetes; Hypocreales; Bionectriaceae
Source: the annotation of a GenBank genome assembly